AUGGCUGACAGAUUCCCUGAACUAUACAUACAGUCACUGCAACAAUCAGGAAGUGACAGUGCAGCAAGCAGCGCAGCAUGGGCUCACAGAUUCACUAGUUGCGCGACAUCUCUGGUCGCCACGGAGCAGCUCGAUGAAGCAAUGCAAAUAGCCAACCAGCAAGUGCUGACCACGGAACAAGACAGAAGAAAGAGCUUACUGCUGAAGCCAGAUGGGGACUUGGACACAUCAGCCAUAUACAGUGCUCUCAAGACGGCAAACGCAACCCCUGAUGCCUGGACAAAAUUUGUUUGGAAAAAACAAGCCCCAAAAAUAGGGAGGCAGGGCACUGAAUAA
This is a messenger RNA of Miscanthus lutarioriparius, 336 nucleotides long. NCBI's taxonomy places the organism in Eukaryota, Viridiplantae, Streptophyta, Magnoliopsida, Poales, Poaceae. The record is from the annotation of a GenBank genome assembly.